Propithecus coquereli (Coquerel's sifaka) is the source of this 1086-nucleotide messenger RNA. RefSeq names its product zinc finger protein 32 (gene ZNF32). The transcript is spliced from 3 exons. Gene Ontology annotation, biological process: regulation of transcription by RNA polymerase II. Bases 157 to 978 code for a protein of 273 amino acids. The record is from RefSeq and is a predicted model, not a curated record. Gene Ontology annotation, molecular function: DNA-binding transcription factor activity; RNA polymerase II cis-regulatory region sequence-specific DNA binding. Lineage: Eukaryota; Metazoa; Chordata; Mammalia; Primates; Indriidae.
UGGGAGUUGUAGUCCGGUCCGCUGGAGACGGUGCUGCUGCGGGCCCGGCGCCGGCCUUUGUCUGUCUGCGGGCGCGCCCCGCUGCGGUGCUCAGGAACAGCUCAUGGAAGAAUCAUAUGAAGAGGGCGUAACUGAGGUCCUACAGCAGGAGUGGACAUGUUUGGAUUCCCAGCAGCCACUCUGCUGGACUGUCACGGAAGAUACGCCCAGAAUGUAGCAUUCUUCAAUGUGAUGACUGAAGCUCACCACAAAUAUGAUCAUUCUGAGGCCACAGGAUCCUCAAGCUGGGAUAUCCAGAAUUCUUUCAGAAGAGAGAAGCUGGAACAAAAAUCCCCAGAUGCUAAGACACUACAGGAAGAUUCACCUGGAGCGAGACAAAAGAUCUAUGAAUGCCAGGAGUGUGGAAAAUCCUUCCGGCAAAAAGGCAGUCUAACAUUACAUGAGAGAAUCCACACUGGUCAAAAACCUUUUGAGUGUACCCACUGUGGGAAAAGCUUCAGGGCCAAAGGUAAUCUUGUUACACAUCAGCGAAUACACACAGGAGAGAAGCCCUACCAGUGCAAGGAGUGUGGGAAAAGCUUCAGUCAGCGAGGUAGUCUAGCCGUCCACGAGAGACUCCACACUGGACAGAAACCCUAUGAGUGUGCUAUUUGUCAGAGAAGCUUCAGGAAUCAAAGUAACCUUGCUGUUCACAGAAGAGUUCACAGCGGUGAGAAGCCCUACAGAUGUGAUCAGUGUGGAAAAGCCUUCAGUCAGAAAGGAAGUUUAAUUGUUCACAUCAGAGUCCACACAGGCCUGAAGCCCUAUGCCUGUACCCAGUGCAGGAAGAGUUUCCACACUAGGGGGAAUUGUAUUCUGCAUGGCAAAAUCCACACAGGAGAGACGCCCUAUCUGUGUGGCCAAUGUGGGAAAAGCUUUACUCAGAGAGGGAGUCUGGCUGUGCACCAGCGAAGCUGCUCACAAAGGCUCACCCUUUGACUGCUCUCUUCAAAGGAAGUUCUCUUUGUGAAUCAAAAGUACAAAAUCCUCUGAGAUCAGGAACCUAUCUGACUCUGUGGAAUGCAUGGAGAAUCUUUCAAAAAGUCC